AAAAAUUUCAUGGAAAUAUGGAAGAGGAAAUUAUUGAUGAUCAAGUAUUGAAUGGUAUUAUAAAAGAGGAAAUUAUAGAAGACACAGACCAUGUCAGUGAUGGUCAAUUAUUUCAAAUAGGUUCCGGAGUUAUGCCAUUCCAACCUAAUUUGAUGUAUGGUGAUCAAGAACUUCAUGGAAAUGUGGAAGAGGAUAUUAUUGAUGAUCAAGUAUUUAAUGGCAAUAUUCAAGAGGAAAUUAUAGAAGACACAGACCAUAAUAGUGGAGGUCAAUUAUUUCUACUAGGAACUAUAGUUGAAUUAGUAAAAGUAAAUUUUAUUGACGGAUCGGAAAUUAAAGGAACAGUCUCCAACGAUAGCAAGUCUUCAGGAUUACUGGCUCGUAUGAAGACAUCUAACUGCUUAAGGGAAAAUACAUUGAUCCAUAACUGUAAUAAAAACAUUUCUACAACAUCCAAUGUAACUGUUACAAAGAAACACAACACAAAAAAAGAGCACAAAUGCAAUGUCUGUGAUAAACUGUUUCCUUAUAGAUCAAUAUUAAUUAGACAUUCAAGGACACAUACUGGAGAAAAGCCGUAUGCAUGUGCUAUUUGUUUUAAACCAUUUGGUUAUAAAUCAAAUUUAAGACUCCAUACCAGAAGACAUACUGGAGAAAAGCCGUAUGCAUGUGCUAUUUGUUUUAAACCAUUUAGUCGUAAAUCAAAUUUAAGACGCCAUACCAGAAUACAUACUGGAGAAAAGCCGUAUCAAUGUGAUAUUUGUUAUAAAAAGUUUACCAACGGAUCAAAUUUAAGACGCCAUACAAGAAAACAUUCUGGAGAAGAUAUGCUGUAUCUGUGAUAGUAGGUUUUUCUAAAAUACAAAGUUGUAUAUGUUCGAGCGCGGAGCGAUUCGGGCAUUCGGCCAUAUAAUAAUACCUACAUGUGUCAUAUAUAUACAUUUUUCGUCGGACAUCAUGGGGUAGAGGAGAUAAAGGCGACUCUAGCAAGUCCUCCCUCCAGUGUCCGGCGACAGUUCGUCUGACGAUAGCCAGACCGUUGACUGACAAUGUUCCCGUCUUUUGUCUUUUGCCAACGGUUUGCACACCGGACUCUGCCAUCAUCGACCAGGCUACGUUCAUCGUCGAGCAAGUCGCAACAAACCAGGUCGUCCUAUUAUUUUGUAAAUCAUUAUUAUUUUUCUGUUGUAAUUUUAUACUAUAUUGUGUACCGAUAUUGCCAUUUAUAUAUAUAGGUACCUAUAUAUGUGUGUAGUGGUAAUUAUUCCUGGGCGCCCUAUACCAGUUAAUUUAUUAUUAUCAUUUAAUUUUCUGUUUGUAUUAUAUAAUAUAUAUU
Myzus persicae (green peach aphid) is the source of this 1336-nucleotide messenger RNA. RefSeq names its product zinc finger protein 510-like. Gene Ontology annotation, cellular component: nucleus. The transcript is spliced from 3 exons. Lineage: Eukaryota; Metazoa; Arthropoda; Insecta; Hemiptera; Aphididae. The record is from RefSeq and is a predicted model, not a curated record. Bases 18 to 842 code for a protein of 274 amino acids.